This is a messenger RNA of Aplysia californica (California sea hare), 1345 nucleotides long. Its product is annotated as CDGSH iron-sulfur domain-containing protein 2 homolog B. Gene Ontology annotation, molecular function: 2 iron, 2 sulfur cluster binding. The record is from RefSeq and is a predicted model, not a curated record. NCBI's taxonomy places the organism in Eukaryota, Metazoa, Mollusca, Gastropoda, Aplysiida, Aplysiidae. Gene Ontology annotation, biological process: regulation of autophagy. Gene Ontology annotation, cellular component: intracellular membrane-bounded organelle; mitochondrial outer membrane. The transcript is spliced from 3 exons. The coding region runs from base 153 to 458 and encodes 101 amino acids.
AAAGAACGAGAUGAUUCGGACCGUGUCCCUUGCCUGACCUGCACUGCAGUCUCACCUUGACAAGCUCGGAGCCGUGCAUCCAGAGGGAAAAGACUGGCGAGUGACCAUUUGGCUAAUUCUUUCUGCUAGCCUGAAGUGUCAUUUCAGAGAAAAUGGGUGUCGACAUUGGAGGUAAAGAACUGGUCACAUACAUUCCAAUUGUUACAACAGUUGGCCUGGCCAUCUAUGUCACUUGGCAGGCUCUGAGGCCAAAGAUUGGCCUUGUGAACCCAGGUAUUGAGAAGAAUGAGCAGAAGGUUGUGAACUCCAUGGACAUUGAAGACAUUGGAGACAGCAUUGCUUUCUGCCGGUGCUGGAGGUCCAAGAAGUUCCCUCUGUGCGACGGCUCCCACAAUGCUCACAACAAGAAGCAGGGAGACAAUGUGGGACCAAUUUGCCUGAAGAGAAAGUCUGCCUAAAAGCUAUUCUGUCUUCCGAAAGAAGAGGAAAGAAAUUGUCGAAAUGUAGAUUGGGAAUUAAUAUAAUCUUUUUCUCCACUUUGUGAAAGGGUAGUGAGUGAAGAUGAUCUUUUGUUGUGUCUGUUUUUAAGCCUGAAUGGUUACUGCUGAGUUGGUUACUUGUGAAGAUGAAUUUGAUACUCAAAUAAUUUUGUGCCGAAUAUCUUUAUGCUGUGGUUGAAAAUGUUUCAUUGUGCAAAACCCUCUUCAGUUUUGAAGUCGUUCUACAUCAACAAGGACAGUUUUCUUUUUCUUUUGAAAAGAGUUGAGUAACCAUUUGGCACUAAUUUGAGCCAGCUAAAUUAAAUUUUAGCCCUUUUUCUUUCUCUUAAAUGUGUGUCACUUUUCGCAAGGAAAACUUGUUUUCAGGAAUUUGAAGCAAAUAAAAAGUUUGUCCUUGGUAUUGGUGUACUCUACCCUUACUACUCAAAGCUUGUGUAGAUUGCACAGUAGGUGCUCUGUCGCUCAAAGCCCUUCUUCAUAUAAUAUAAGAUAGCCUACAUGUAUGUAUGAUACAUACAUCUGUCUUUGGAAGGUUCUUUGUUCGUGCAGUUUACUAUUUAAAGUCCCAUAACCAGACCAAAUAUUAUUACUUAUUUAUGGAAACUGUAAGAACUGCUAGAGGUUUGAGCAUGUUUUCAAAUGUAUUGUUUUAAAUCUUUCUGCCAGUACUCACUUUCUAGUCUAAUUUUAGGGUACAAAAAAAGUAAACAGGACAAGUAGGCCUAUGUGAAAUCUCAAUUUAGAUUGUUUUUGGUAAUUCAUUUCUAUUAGUUACUGAGAUCUUUCUAUACUUGUUUUAUUGUUAUUUUUUGUACGAAAUAAAAGUGAAGAACCACCAAAUUAUA